AUGAGUUUACCGCAGAAACCGGCUCUGAAAUCAGGCUCAGCGGCUGCAGCAGGAACCGGACCCGGCACCGGAGCGGCGGCGGCGGCGGCAGCGGUACCGCCUCCUCACCCGGCGGCGGCGGCGGCGGCGGCGGCAGCAGCAGCGGCGGCGGCGGCGGCGGCGGUAGCAGCCCCUCCUCACCCGAACAUCAGGGCCCUCCAGACCCAGGCGCCCCAACAAAUUCCUAGAGGACCUGUGCAGCAGCCUCUGGAGGAUCGAAUCUUCACUCCCACUGUCUCGGCAGUGUACAGCACGGUAGCAAGACAGCCGGGACCCCCGACCCCUUCCCCUUAUGCAGCACAUGAAUUAAACAAGGGGCAUCCAAAUCUUGCGGCAACGCCCCCGGGACAUGCAUCGUCCCCUGGACUCUCUCAACUUGUGUUCUGGACAGAUACACAUUUUGGAUGCAUCAGGACCAUCAUUGAGACCCCUUAUCCCUCUGGACAGAAUGCAGGUCCAACCACAUUGGUAUACCCUCAAGCCCCUCAGACAAUGAAUUCGCAACCUCAAACCCGUUCUCCGCCCAGCAGAACAGUGCCAAUACAUUGCACAGACAACUGGAAGAGGAGGAAGGUUUUGGAACAGACUCCCGUUUACAGGUCCUUGGCUGGAAGAGGCUGGAUAAAAUACUGCAUUUUUGCAGCGGGGCCUCGACCUGCCCAUCAUCAGUUUUUCCAGAGGCCUCAAAUACAGCCUCCUAGAGCCACCAUCCCGAACAGCAGUCCUUCUAUUCGUCCUGGUGCCCAGACACCCACUGCAGUGUAUCAGGCCAAUCAGCACAUCAUGAUGGUUAACCAUCUGCCCAUGCCGUACCCAGUGCCCCAGGGUCCUCAGUAUUGUAUACCACAGUACCGUCAUAGCGGCCCUCCUUAUGUUGGGCCCCCACAACAGUAUCCAGUUCAACCCCCGGGGCCAGGUCCUUUUUAUCCCGGACCAGGACCUGGGGACUUCCCCAAUGCUUACGGAACGCCUUUUUACCCAAGUCAGCCAGUGUAUCAGUCAGCACCUAUCAUAGUGCCUACGCAGCAGCAGCCCCCUCCAGCCAAGAGAGAGAAAAAAACAAUAAGAAUUCGGGAUCCAAACCAGGGAGGUAAAGACAUAACAGAGGAGAUUAUGUCUGGAGGUGGCAGCAGAAAUCCUACUCCACCCAUAGGGAGACCCACAUCCACACCUACUCCUCCCCAGCAGCUGCCCAGCCAGGUCCCAGAGCACAGCCCUGUGGUUUAUGGGACUGUGGAGAGCGUUCAUCUUGCUGCCAGCACCCCUGUCACUGCAGCUAGCGACCAGAAGCAAGAGGAGAAGCCAAAACCAGAUCCAGUGUUCAAGGCUCCUUCCCCAGUGCUUAGGCUAGUACUUAGUGGGGAGAAGAAAGAACAAGUGGGCCAGAUGUCUGAGACUUCUGCGGUAGAGUCCAUACCAGAGCUUCCUCUGCCUCCAUCACCAACUGUUGUUUGUCCAAUUGCUCGAAGUACAGUUGCUUCCCCCACCUCUGCUGCUCUUAGUAGCCAGCCAAUAUUCACCACUGCUCCAGAUGACAGAUGUGACCUCUCCUCCUCAAAAGAAGACGCAGUUUCUAUACCAAGCCCCACAUCUUGCACAGAAACAUCAGAUCCUUCACAAACAGAUAUAAUUGAUGAUGAUAUAUGCAAGAAAUCUUGUAGUGUAGCACCUAAUGAUAUUCCACUGAUUUCUAGUACUAACCUAAUUAAUGAAAUGAAUGGAGUUAGUGAAAAAUUACCAGCCACAGAGAGCAUUGUGGAAUUGGUAAAACAGGAGGUGUUGCCAUUGACUCUUGAAUUGGAGAUUCUGGAAAAUCCUCCAGAAGAAAUGAAAGUGGAGUGUGUUUCAGCUCCCAUCACCCCUCCCACAGUUCUUUCCUUUUCUCCAUCUCCUCCAACUCCUCCAGCUUCUCCUCCUGCACCAGUCAUUGUUCCUGCUGCUGCCACUGAUAUUAGUGCUGCUGGUGCUCCCACUGCAGUCCAGAGAGUCUUAGAAGAGAAUGAGAGCAUAAGAACUUGCCUUGGUGAAGAUGCAAAAGAGAUUCAGAACAAAAUAGAGGUAGAAGCAGACGGGCAAACAGAAGAGAUUGUGGAGUCUCAGAACUUAAGUUCAAGAAAGAGCCCAGUCCCAGCUCAAACAGCUAUAAAUGCACCAAAGAUAUGGAAGAAACCAAAAGAUCGGACCCGAACCACUGAAGAGGUGUUAGAAGCAGAGUUGGAGCUUACAGCUGAAGAGGAACUUUCCGGUGACAAAGUACUUGAAUCUGAGCAGGAUAAAAUGAGCCAAGGGUUUCAUCCUGAGAGAGACUCCUCAGACCUAAAAAAAGCGAAAGCUGUGGAAGAAAAUGGAGAAGAAGCUGAGCCUAUACAUAAUGGUGCUGAGAUUGGUUCUGAGUGUGAAGGAAUAGAUGCUAACUCAGGCUCCACGGAUAGUUCUGGUGAAGGGGUCACAUUCCCUAUUAAACCAGAAUCCUGGAAGCCUGCUGAUACUGAAGGCAAGAAGCAGUAUGAUAGGGAGUUUUUGUUGGACAUUCAGUUCAUGCCAGCCUGUAUACAGAAACCAGAGGGCCUGCCUCCCAUCAGUGAUGUGGUUCUGGACAAGAUCAACCAACCCAAAUUGCCAAUGCGAACUUUGGAUCCUCGGAUUUUGCCUCGAGGACCAGAUUUUACUCCAGCCUUUGCAGAUUUUGGAAGGCAAAGCCCUGGUGGAAGAGGUGUACCUAUUUGCAAAGUGCAGAGCAGGCAUGGAUUGCCAAUUCUGGAACAGAGCAAAGCCCCAACUUGCACUCCACUGGCGAUGUUGCACCCACCCCUGAAGAGCCUGCCUCUAGGGUUGUUGAAUAUUGGACCACGGAGAUCUCAACCUGGCCAGAGAAGAGAACCCAGGAAGAUCAUAACAGUCUCUGUGAAAGAAGACGUUCACCUGAAAAAGGCAGAAAAUGCCUGGAAGCCCAGUCAAAAACGAGACAGCCAAGCUGAGGAUCCUGAAAACAUUAAAACCCAGGAACUUUUUAGAAAAGUUCGAAGUAUCUUAAAUAAAUUGACACCACAGAUGUUCAACCAGCUGAUGAAGCAAGUGUCAGGACUUACUGUUGACACAGAGGAGCGGCUGAAAGGAGUCAUUGACCUGGUCUUUGAGAAGGCUAUUGAUGAACCCAGUUUCUCUGUGGCUUACGCAAACAUGUGUCGAUGUCUAGUAACGCUGAAAGUACCCAUGGCAGACAAGCCUGGGAACACAGUGAAUUUCCGGAAACUGCUAUUGAACCGUUGCCAGAAGGAGUUUGAAAAAGAUAAAGCAGAUGAUGAUGUCUUUGAGAAGAAGCAGAGAGAACUCGAGGCUGCCAGUGCUCCAGAGGAGAGGACGAGGCUUCAUGAUGAACUGGAAGAAGCUAAGGACAAAGCCCGUCGGAGAUCCAUUGGGAACAUCAAGUUCAUUGGAGAACUUUUUAAACUCAAAAUGCUGACUGAAGCCAUCAUGCAUGACUGUGUGGUAAAGCUGCUGAAGAACCAUGACGAAGAAUCCCUAGAGUGCCUGUGUCGCCUGCUCACCACCAUCGGCAAAGACCUGGAUUUUGAGAAAGCAAAGCCACGAAUGGACCAGUAUUUUAAUCAGAUGGAGAAAAUUGUGAAAGAAAGAAAAACCUCAUCUAGAAUUCGAUUCAUGCUUCAGGAUGUGAUAGACCUAAGGCUGUGUAAUUGGGUAUCUCGAAGAGCAGAUCAAGGGCCUAAAACUAUUGAGCAGAUUCACAAAGAAGCUAAAAUAGAAGAACAAGAAGAACAAAGGAAGGUCCAGCAGCUCAUGACCAAAGAGAAGAGAAGACCAGGUGUCCAGAGAGUGGACGAAGGUGGAUGGAACACUGUACAAGGUGCCAAGAACAGUAGAGUACUGGACCCCUCAAAAUUCCUGAAAAUCACUAAGCCCACAAUCGAUGAGAAAAUUCAGCUGGUACCCAAAGCACAGCUCGGCAGCUGGGGAAAAGGCAGCAGUGGUGGCGCCAAGGCAAGCGAGACUGAUGCCUUACGGUCAAGUGCUUCCAGUUUAAACAGAUUCUCUGCUUUACAACCUCCAGCACCCUCAGGGUCUACAUCAUCUACACCUUUAGAGUUUGAUUCCCGACGGACCCUAACCAGUCGUGGAAGCAUGGGCAGGGAGAAGAAUGACAAGCCCCUUCCAUCUGCAACAGCUCGUCCGAACACUUUCAUGAGGGGCAGCAGCAGUAAAGACCUGUUAGACAAUCAGUCUCAAGAAGAGCAGCGGAGAGAGAUGCUAGAGACCGUGAAGCAGCUUACAGGAGGCAUGGACGUGGAAAGGAACACCACUGAGGCUGACCGAAACAAAGCAAGGGAUUCUGUCACAAAACCAGAAAUUCCAACAUCAGCCCCUGAAAAGCCUUCACUGUCAGACGAGGAAAUGGAGAGGAAGUCCAAAUCUAUCAUUGAUGAAUUUCUACACAUUAAUGAUUUUAAGGAAGCCAUGCAGUGUGUGGAGGAGCUGAGUGCCCAGGGCCCGCUACAUGUGUUUGUGAGAAUGGGAGUGGAGUCCACCCUGGAGCGGAGCCAGAUCACCAGGGACCACAUGGGCCACUUACUGUAUCAACUGGUACAGUCAGAAAAACUCAGCAAACAGGACUUUUUCAAAGGUUUUUCAGAAACAUUGGAAUUGGCAGAUGAUAUGGCCAUUGAUAUUCCUCAUAUUUGGUUGUACCUUGCUGAACUGGUGACUCCCAUGUUAAAAGAAGGCGGAAUCUCCGUGAGAGAACUUAUCAUAGAAUUUUGCAAACCUUUACUUCCUGUUGGAAGAGCUGGGAUCUUGAUUUCAGAAAUAUUGCACCUUCUAUGCAAACAAAUGAGCCAUAAGAAAGUGGGAGCCUUAUGGAGGGAGGCUGACCUCAGCUGGAAGGACUAUUUACCAGAAGGUGAAGAUGUACAUAAUUUUCUCUUGGAACAGAAGUUGGACUUUAUAGAGUCUGACAGUUCCUGUUCCUCCGAAGCACUUUCAAAGAAAGAGCUCUCUGCCGAAGAGCUAUAUAGUCGACUUGAGAAACUCAUUAUUGAGGACAAAGCAAAUGAUGAACAGAUCUUUGACUGGGUAGAGGCUAACCUAGAUGAAAGCCAGAUGAGUUCACCUACAUUCCUUAGAGCUUUAAUGACAGCCGUCUGUAAAGCAGCUAUUAUAAUAGCUGACUGUUCCACCUUCCGAGUGGACACUGCUGUUAUCAAGCAGAGAGUGCCGAUCUUACUCAAAUACCUUGACUCGGAUACAGAGAAGGAACUGCAAGCACUUUAUGCACUACAAGCAUCAAUAGUAAAACUUGAUCAACCUGCCAAUUUGCUACGGAUGUUUUUUGACUGCCUGUAUGACGAAGAGUGCAGCAAGGCCAAUUUUCGCAGAAACCCCACGUGUGCACGAGUGGGAGAGGGGAAAGAGAAAAAAGGUGAUCAUGGAGGAAAAAGGUACUGGAAAAAAGUAACUUCAACCUGAGGGCGGGAGCACUAAAACCAAAAUACAUGUAUUAUUUAUAGAAAAUAUUUUCUGUUAUAAUCUUUUCUUUUUAAACGAGGACUUAUACUUUUAAAAAACACCUCUGUUUAGCAAAAAAAAAAAGUUGAGAACUUUUAAUUUAUUUUAAGGACUGCAAAUGCCAGUGUAAUUUUUUAAUUUGCAGUUUCUGUAAACAACUUGUAUAAUAGAAAAGCAGAGAAAUAAAUUUCCCUCCCCUUCAGAUGCACCUCACGUUUGUUUUAAAAGCAGAGUAGUUAGUCCAGAUUUAAGAAGGUUUGGGGUGAACAAGGUAAGAAAGAUUUUUUUUUUUUUUGGCAUCAAAUCUUUCUGCCUGCCUCUCAGCUUGCUUCAAAAAAUUGAGAAAAAAAAUCACAAUAGUAAUCAAAACAUACAUAACCUUGGAACAUAAAGAAAUGCUGUGGACCAGAGAACUCCAAGAAUUGUUUUAAAAAAAAAAAAAGUGCUACCCUUGGAAAAGUACUCUUAAUACUUUUGAAAUCUUAGAGCAACUAUAAGGCUUGUAAAUAUA
Molossus molossus (Pallas's mastiff bat) is the source of this 6070-nucleotide messenger RNA. RefSeq names its product eukaryotic translation initiation factor 4 gamma 3 (gene EIF4G3). Lineage: Eukaryota; Metazoa; Chordata; Mammalia; Chiroptera; Molossidae. Gene Ontology annotation, cellular component: eukaryotic translation initiation factor 4F complex. Gene Ontology annotation, molecular function: mRNA binding; protein binding; translation initiation factor activity. The record is from RefSeq and is a predicted model, not a curated record. The coding region runs from base 1 to 5520 and encodes 1839 amino acids. The transcript has 38 exons.